This is a messenger RNA of Pocillopora meandrina, 513 nucleotides long. Lineage: Eukaryota; Metazoa; Cnidaria; Anthozoa; Scleractinia; Pocilloporidae. The record is from the annotation of a GenBank genome assembly.
AAGAAAAAAAUUACUUCUUUUAAAGAAACGAGAGAAUUAACACUGCUGUGUUAUGCUGAAAAUUUACUUUCCGACGAUGAAUUUCUCGUUUUAUGGGAAAACAAUCAGUCAAGCAACCCAGAUUUUCCUUGGGACAGUUAUGGUCCGUUCGACCUCGAAAACAUAGAUGAAGCCGAAUGCAAAGCUGAAUUUCGCGUAGAGAAAAGAGAUCUUCCUACACUAAGAGAAUUACUCUGGAUUCCACCCACUUUCAAAUGCCCACAGAGGACUAUAUGCGAUGGAAUGGAAGGACUGUGCAUGCUACUAAAACGGUUAGCUUAUCCUUGUCGUUACAGCGAUAUGAUCGCGCGUUUUGGAAGACCUGUUCCUGAACUGUGCAUGAUCACGAACCGAGUCAUGGAUUUUAUCUAUGAUGCACAUGGCCACCGAAUCACUCAGUGGAAUGACACUAUACUGAAUCCCAGAUUGCUUGAACAAUAUGCCACUGUCAUCACAGAAAAGGAGCAGCUCUAG